CACCAUCACAAAUAUCAAUCUCAUCAGCUCAGCAAAACAAAAAGAAAUCAAAAGAAUGUCAACUGAACAUCAAAACACAAAACCAAUCACUUCUCAACCAACUUCAUCUUCCUCAACUGCUUCAUCAUCAUCAUCCUCAUCACCAAAACCAAUCCAACCUCAAUCCCAUCCAUCAACUCAACCAACCCCAAAGAAGCUCAAAACUCAAUCAACCAACAAAUCAUCAUCAUCAGCAUCUUUAAUCAAAUUUGAUAAAUCAAAAUCUACUUUUUCAAUCAAUCAAAAACCAUUAGAAUUAUCAGAUGUUAGUCUCUCUAUCAAAAAAGAUUUGAUUUCCUUUACAGAAGAAUUACAGUCACGCGAUUCAGUCUUAAAGGAAUUUACUACACAUCAAUUGGAUUUGAUUUCAUCUCUAGUACACGAAUCAGACAAACCGUUGGUUCAGUUGUCUAAGUAUUUACAUUCUAAACUUUUACCACAAUCUAUACUUGAUGAAGAUGAUGAAACUAGUAAGAAAUUCGAUCCUUUACCAUUGUCUUUAUUAGAAUCAUCCAUUCCUCAAGUAGCUAAAUGGACGAAUUAUGGACUCGAAAACUCAUCUGAACUAAACUGGUUAUCUGAUGAAGUUUUACAAAAUCGAUUUGAGAUUUGGAGAUGGGAAUCGAAUGAUCGUCAAAAAGUUAUACCGUUUGAAUUAAGAGAAAAGUAUGAAAAACGAUGGGAAGAAAGACAAUUGAUCAAACCUCAAAUCCUCAAUUAUUUAUGUAACUUGAAUCAAACCGAACAAGAAUCGAUUUUAAAAAAACUUCAAUCGUAUCAUCAAAAACGAAAACCUAAACCGACGACCAAACCCAACCCAAGCCUACCACCCGAACAUCUAAAUGUGAAAGGAAUCCCAGAAAAAGCCGAAAUGGAUAAAGUCACGAGUGAGAAAGAGAUGGCAAGAAUCGUAAGAGAUCAAAAGAAACGAGAAAAAGAAGAAGCUAAAGUUGCUGAAGAACAAGCAAAGAAGAAGAUGGGAAACUUGAUGUCUGGAUGGAUAUCGAAAGCCAACCCAACCCAAUCAAACCCAGACCUUCAAUCGAGUGCUAGUACAAGUACAUUGAAAUUAGUUGAUAAGAAACAAGCCUCGACGAGUUUAUCAGCUACAGAUUCAAGAAACCGAUCGGUUCAAUCUUCUCUACCUAUUAUUGGUAAUAGUAGUAGUGGUAGUAGUAAGGGCAAAUUGAGUGAUUUUCAACGGGUUUUUAAACCUUUUAAUGCAAAGGCUAAUGUGGAUCUUGCACCACCGAAUCGGUUUCAAAGAGUUCAAGAGAAUCAUGAGAUCAUACCAAUCCCUCAUUUAACCUUACAACGUUGUUUAGAAGAUUUCAUUUCAUCCAUCUCAUCCGAACAUAAACCGAUUCCAAGUCAAAUCAAAGCUAAUAAACUGAUUCCGAUUCGAGAGAUUGUGAAUGGAUUAGCCGAGAAUGAGAUGUCAGGUAGUAUUGAAGGUACAAGAAAGUAUAGAAGGAUGUUGAAGAAUAGAUCGAUGGUGCCUUUGAAACAUUUAGUGUUUCAUGAAGAUGUUAGACCAGGUUAUAUUGGUACUUGGUCUAAAACUUCAAGAUUAGUAAAACCACGUAAACCGUUUGGAAGAGAUAGUUGUUUGUUAGAUUAUGAUUAUGAUAGUGAAGCAGAUUGGGUAGAAGAUGAUUUAGAAGGAGAAGAUUUAGAAGGGUCUGAUCUUGGUAAGAAUGGAGAAGAAUCAGAUUUAGAGAAUGGAGGAUUAGAUGAAUCAGAUGAAGAUGGAUGGUUAGUUGGAGAUGAUGAAGUUGAAUUGGAUUAUACCGAGUUGGAAAACCAAGUGAUGGAAGGAAUUGAAGAGAUUGGAAAGAGUAAGAGUAAGAGUACGGCCACGGCUACGGCGACUAAUGGGGCGGUGAAGAGAAGAAAGAUUGUGGGUCCUUUGGUGCCUGUGGUUAAAGGUCCUAUGUGGGAGAAAAGGUUAGGUGAAGUGGAUGUACCUAUGUUUGAACCUUUUAGAAUCCAAUUUAUUAAUGACGCUAGAAUCGGAUUAAACCCGUUUACUCAUCUCACCAAAUCCCAAACUAUCAAAAAACCAAACAUGAAUUCGAAACCAAUGAAUUCAAAUCUCUCAAGCAAACCAAUUAAAUCACCACUAGGAACGAGUGUGAAUGCGAACCCAAACCAAAUCCCAACACCAUUAUCAUCUACAACCACAACCACAACUAUUACCAAAGAAAUGAAUCCUAAACCUAUGAAAGUCUUUCCGAAUGAACAUUUAAUGAGAUUGAAAUCGAUUGUCAAUGGGAAUAGGAAAUCGAAACCUUUGUUGGUCGAAGAGAUUAGAUUGAGUUUCGUCCUGGAUUAUUCGAUUAAGUUGUCGAAAGUGUUGAUUGAGAAGAAGUUGAAUGAGAUUGCUUUUAAGGGGUCUGGGGUUUGGAAACUUAGAGAGGUUGGGAUUGAUGGCAAUAAUGGGAAUGGGAUUGAUGGGAAUAGGCAUGGGGGUGGCGAUCGGAUUGAUGGGAAUGGACAUGAAGAAGGUGUAGUGAGGAUGGUUGAGUAAGGAAACAUAAACAAUUGGAUUUUGGAGUUUGGAUUUGGAAAAACGGUUUUUUGUUUUGAUUUUUUGAUGUUUGAUUUAUUGACGUUUGAUUUAUUGAUUUACAAUAUGGAAACAAAAAAAAGUAAAUGAUGAAUGAAGUUUUGAAUGAUUGGUUUUGAAAAUUAAAAAUGAAUUUUUACGUUUUUUCAAACAAACAAAAAAAGAAAAUACUUGUAAAAACUUUUGGAUUUGGAUUUGGAUUUGGAUUUGUGAAAAAGUUUAAGAAUGAAUUUUUUGGAAUUGGAUUGAAGUUUGAUUACUUG
Molecule: messenger RNA, 2871 nt
Organism: Melampsora larici-populina 98AG31
Lineage: Eukaryota; Fungi; Basidiomycota; Pucciniomycetes; Pucciniales; Melampsoraceae
Exons: 9
Coding region: 56-2569 (837 amino acids)
Biological process (GO): nucleosome assembly
Cellular component (GO): nucleus; CAF-1 complex
Source: RefSeq, a predicted model, not a curated record